This is a messenger RNA of Paramecium sonneborni, 682 nucleotides long. The record is from the annotation of a GenBank genome assembly. Lineage: Eukaryota; Ciliophora; Oligohymenophorea; Peniculida; Parameciidae.
UUUAAUAAUAUGGAAGAAACCUAAAAUCUUUAUUGGUCAGGUUAAUAUGAUUAGAAAAAAAAGAAGGAAGGCAAAUGGAUUGCUUCUUGGGAGGGAGAAGUUUUUAUAAAAGUUGGUGGUUACUAUAAAAAGGGUUUAAAACUAGGAUUAUGGAAUGAAUUAUUUGAAGAUCAUUUCACGUAGUUUAUACACUAUAAUGAAUAGUUAGCCUCAAAUUUUUUAUACAGGAGAAUACUUGAAUGAUUUUAAAAUAGGAAAAUGGAAAUAUUUUUACAAAAACAAGAUUAUGUUUUUAAUUGAAUAAUUAUUUAGAGAUGGUGGUAUAUACGAUAAUGAAGGUAAGAAGAUUGGUAAAUGGAUCGAGUUAGAUAAAGUGUUUUACUGGAUUUCCUAUAUCAUAUACACUUCAUCUAAUGGUGAAUAUAAUAAAAAGGGUAUGAAGGUAGGUAAAUGGGACAUAUUGUUUAAUAAUUAUGGAAAUUAAUAAAUGUAAAUACUGAAAUAUUCUAAGAUGUGGGUUUUAGCGGUGGUGGAUAAUAUGAUUAAAAAGGAAGCGAGAAAAAGGUUGGAAAGUGGAUAGACUUGGAUGAAGGGUUUACAAGAUACAAACAAGUCACAUAUAAUGGAGAAUAUAAUCUGAAUGGUACAAAGGUUGGUAGAUGGUGGAUAUUGUUUAACAAGA